This is a messenger RNA of Drosophila kikkawai, 1383 nucleotides long. Its product is annotated as E3 ubiquitin-protein ligase NRDP1. The record is from RefSeq and is a predicted model, not a curated record. NCBI's taxonomy places the organism in Eukaryota, Metazoa, Arthropoda, Insecta, Diptera, Drosophilidae. Gene Ontology annotation, molecular function: ubiquitin protein ligase activity. Gene Ontology annotation, biological process: protein ubiquitination.
GGACAGUUGGCACAUAACCAGAUGUCACCAGAGAACAUACAUAUAUAUAUCCCCACAAACUGUGAAGCGUUUCUUACAUUUCGAUCAGAAAAUUAUAAAAAUAUAACAUUUUGGAAUACUUUUCUUAGCCUGUGCCAAGUGCUCGCGAAAUUAAUGAACAGCAACGAGCCAUCAACGACAUCCAGAUUCCAUCAUGGGCUUUGAUCUCAACAGCAUUGUGGGCGUAGUGGACGAGGAGCUGGUCUGUCCGAUCUGCAGCGACGUCCUGGAGGACCCAGUUCAAUCCUCUGGCUGCGAGCAUGCCUUCUGCCGCGCCUGCAUAGAAAAGUGGAUGCUGGAGAAGCAGAUCUGCCCAGUGGACCGCUCUGAUCUGCUACGAUGCCACCUUGUGCCCGCCUCCCGCCUGAUGCGCAACAUGCUCUCUCGGUUGAAGAUCAAGUGCAGCUUCGGGGAUAGCGGUUGUCUCCUACACUUGCGCCUAGAGGACUACCGGUUACACGUGGCCAGCUGCGAGUACAAUCCAAAGGUGGCCGUGGAGUGUAGCAACGGCUGCGGCAUGAAGGUGCCCAAGGACGAGCUAGCCAAGCAUAAUUGCAUUUUGGAGCUUCGAGAGAUGGUGAAGAGACAGCAGGGCGAGAUUGUCGAUCUGAAGAAGGCCCAAGGCAGCCUGGAUCUGCGCAUCGUGACCCAGCGCAGGGAGUUGGAGCUGCUGCAGUAUUACGUUACCGCACUGCGUUCCUCUAACCCAAUGCUGCGCAACAUCGGCGAGCAACUGGACCGCUACUCGCUGAUGCAGUGGGGCAACGGACUGUCGCUGGCCACCGUCCGUAACUGGGGCAGCCUGAUCUCCACUCCGGACAAUCCCAUGCAUGUGGCAGUGCGAGAGUGCCUGUGCUCCUGCGGCUGCCCGAUGAACCUGGUUAACCUGAUGGUAGACCGCUGCCACGAGGAACACUGGCCCGACGGCCUGAUCAACUUGGACGUCCGCCGCGAGAACUUCCACCGUCUGCCGCUGUAUGUGACUCAUCUGCUGCCCUCGCUGGCUACGGGAAAGCAGUGUGUGGUUGUGUUGGGCGGCGACAACACCCACAUGCCGGAGAACCUGCGCCCCGUUCUCGGUCUGGUCAUGAUCUUCGUUGACGGCGUCGAGGAAGUGCAGCAAGAUCCCUUGCCGGACAACGAGCUUGCCUGAGCCACACCGGUAUUUCCCAGGUCAAAAUUCAGUUUGGUACAAACACAUCACCGAUAGCAACAGCCUUCCGUUUCUCGUCUUCAUCCUCGGAAUGAACCGAAGUUGCUUUUAGUGUCUUAGAUUCACAUCAUUUUUUGUGACCCCUCCUGGAACUUUUCAGUAAGAAUAAACUGUAAACAAACAAAAAUCAA